CAUCAAAAAGUUUACAUGUUGAUGAAUUAUUUAGCGGACGAAAACAUGGAGGACGACGAUAUUGAAUACGACAUUACUUUUCCUUCCCCCGGUGUAGGGAUAGAUGACAGCGAUGAAGAACUUGAUGAAUACGUUAUCGAAGGAGAAUCAAAAGAACCUGUUGUAUUCCUAAUAGGAUGGGCGGGAUGCCAACCUAAACACCUUGCAAAAUACUGCAAGAUUUACGAAAAAAGAUGCAUCACUAUCCAGUACAUACCCCCAACAGAUGUAUCAUACAUUAAUCCAAAAUUGAUGACCAGUCUUGCGACUAAGCUACUUGAUCUGAUCAAAGACUUUAAUCUGGAGGCCAAUCCAAUCUUUUUUCACAUCUUCAGCAACAAUGGGAGCUUCAUGUACACUGAAAUCACAAAAGUCUUGACUUCACCCGGAAAUAAGUACAAAAACCUGCAGGUGAAGGGGGUCAUCAUAGACAGUGCUCCAGGCAAAAGGAGGGUUCUGCGGGCUGCAUGGGCAUUUGCCAUAGCAUCUGGACAGAGAGGAUUUGCGCGUUAUGUAGCAUAUAUUGGAAUGAUAUUUUAUCUUCUUUUUCUCCGUGUAUGUCUGUACUUCAAAAUGUUUUUCCAAGCUUCUGGUUCGGCCAAUCCCCAUGGUGUUUAUGAGGACAUUAUGGAGGACAAAACUCGUUGGCCUCAGCUUUUUAUUUUCUCCAACGCCGACAAAAUCAUACCGCCAUCAGAUAUCAUUGAGAUAGCUGAAUAUCGCAAGGAGGAAUUGGGGGUCUUGGUUGAGACUUUACAGUACGAGGAUUCUGAUCAUGUUGCUCACUUCAAAGAUCACCCAGAAAGCUACACAGUACAAUGUAAUGCAUUCCUAGACACAUGCCUUAAGCUGGGCAGUGACAUUGAUUGCCUUGAAGAUGUGGAUCAGUGAUUGACAGUGAACAUAUGUUAAAUACUGGUUACUUUUCUUUCCUUUUUUUAUUGUUAUUUAGAUAUGUGCAUAAAUUUGUAUGUUAUAUUACUAUUGCAGUUUGUUUAUAAUUAGGUUAGUCUUUUAUAUGAUAGUUUAUCUUAGUGUUUUGGGGUCUUUGAGGUACAGAGUGACUUAAAAAUGGCUUUAGAUUUUAGUUCAUGAGGAAUGAUAGAGAUAUUUGUCUAGGUAGUUAGUAUGGCACUUAAGGCUUGUUAAUACAUUGUAUAUGUCCAAAUGUCUUUCUGUUUAAUAUUAAGAUAAAAGAAUUCAAUAAUUCAGUUAUGAUCAAUGAUGAGACUAAAGAAGUAAAUGAUUUGUAAGAAAAAGUAUGGAUGGAUGCACCCCCUUCUGUGUUUUUCAGUUUUCGUGAUUUUGUUUUUAGAGGACAAAAAACUAGACAGUGUUGUUUGUAAAGUGUUUUGUGAUGUACAUUUACAUAUAUACAGAUUGUUCUAAAUUU
Magallana angulata is the source of this 1432-nucleotide messenger RNA. RefSeq names its product transmembrane protein 53-like. Bases 16 to 930 code for a protein of 304 amino acids. Lineage: Eukaryota; Metazoa; Mollusca; Bivalvia; Ostreida; Ostreidae. The record is from RefSeq and is a predicted model, not a curated record. The transcript has 2 exons.